AUGACAGUAUGUGAUGCCGAGAUUAGGGCUUUGAGAUGCAUAAAUUCAUUCUUGGAUGUUUUUGGUAUAAACAUAAAUGAUUUUGGUUUGGUAGAUUUUGACGUAAUUGUGAAUGAUGCUGAUGUGUUAGCAAACAUGAUUUUAGAAGAGACUACAAAUAUUAAUGUUCAGUAUUUUUCUAUUGGUGGUCCAGGAGGUACUGGAAAAACUUUUCUGUACAAGGCACUAGUUGCUGUAGUACGAUCUCGACAACUUAUUGCAUUAGCAACAGUGUCAUCGGGAGUGGCUGCUUCUUUAAUGCCGGCUGGGAGAACUGGUCAUAAACGUUUUAAAAUCCUACUUCAAGCAAGUUCUGAUAUGCGAUGUUCAGUAAGUAAACAAUCAUCACUUGGUCAACUUUUACAAAUGACAAAGCUAAUUGUGUGGGAUGAACCACCGAUGAUUAAUAGAUGUGCUUUUGAAGCUUUGGAUAAAAUGUUAAAAGAUAUUACUGAAUGUGAAUUGCCAUUUGGUGGAAAGGUUGUUGUGUUUGGAGGAGAUUUUCGACAAGUGUUGUCAGUAGUACAAAGAGGAACAAAAGAUGAUAUCAUGAAGAAGGAAAUAAGUAUUCGGUACCAUUUAAGAGAACUCAAUUUCUCAUUCGUCCUUGUUUUGCAAUGA
Molecule: messenger RNA, 660 nt
Organism: Olea europaea var. sylvestris
Lineage: Eukaryota; Viridiplantae; Streptophyta; Magnoliopsida; Lamiales; Oleaceae
Product: ATP-dependent DNA helicase PIF4-like
Exons: 4
Coding region: 1-660 (219 amino acids)
Biological process (GO): telomere maintenance; DNA repair
Molecular function (GO): DNA helicase activity
Source: RefSeq, a predicted model, not a curated record